Messenger RNA from Eremothecium gossypii ATCC 10895, 432 nucleotides. It is a transcript of the gene COF1, whose product is annotated as cofilin. Gene Ontology annotation, cellular component: cytoplasm; actin cortical patch; actin cytoskeleton. The transcript has 2 exons. Gene Ontology annotation, biological process: cell motility; actin filament severing; actin filament depolymerization. Lineage: Eukaryota; Fungi; Ascomycota; Saccharomycetes; Saccharomycetales; Saccharomycetaceae. The record is from RefSeq and is marked provisional. Bases 1 to 432 code for a protein of 143 amino acids. Gene Ontology annotation, molecular function: actin filament binding.
AUGUCUAGAUCUGGAGUUGCAGUUGCCGACGAGUCGUUGACGGCGUUCAAUGACUUGAAGCUGGGCAAGAAGUACAAGUUUGUGUUGUUCGGGUUGAACGCGGACAAGACGUCCAUUAUCGUGAAGGAGACGUCCAACGAGCGCGACUACGACGUGUUCUUGGAGAAGCUACCGGAAGACGACUGCCUAUACGCAGUCUACGACUUCGAGUACGAGAUCAGCGGCGCGGAGGGCAAGCGGUCCAAGAUCGUGUUUUUCACGUGGUCACCAGACACAGCGCCCAUCCGCUCGAAGAUGGUUUACGCAUCGUCCAAGGACGCUUUGCGGCGCGCAUUGAACGGCGUGUCCUCGGACAUCCAGGGCACGGACUUCUCGGAGGUGGCGUACGAGUCCGUGUUGGAGAAGGUGAGCCGCGGCGCGGGCUCGCACUGA